Lutzomyia longipalpis is the source of this 2242-nucleotide messenger RNA. RefSeq names its product trithorax group protein osa-like. Bases 282 to 2189 code for a protein of 635 amino acids. The record is from RefSeq and is a predicted model, not a curated record. The transcript is spliced from 2 exons. Lineage: Eukaryota; Metazoa; Arthropoda; Insecta; Diptera; Psychodidae.
GAAAUCCUCUUGGAAAAAAAAUGGGGCAGUUGCUAAAUUUUUACCUCAUUCACAUCAAGAUUUGCAGAAGAUGGUUCAAUUGUGAAAGAGCCACCGACGUGAAAGAGUGUCACAGGAGAUUGGUAGCCGAUGCUAUAUAAUUGCAUGAGACAUCGAGAAAAGUCGUAUUUCAUUGCUGAAUUCAGCUGAUGUAACAAUUUUUGCAUAUAAAACUGUGGCUAUUAGAGACAUUCACGUCAAUCGUCUGAAAAAAGUGAUUUUGGUGAUUUUUGUGCAUCGCCAUGAUGUGUGGAAAUUUAAUCGCGUGCAUUGCAUUUGGAUUAUUUUUUAUAUACCCGGCAUUGGGACAUCCUGCCGUUGAAUAUGAAUUUGAUCCGGAACUGGAGACAGAGUUCAAUGACCUAGGGGCUGCUGACUCCGUCGUGACCCGUGAAAAGAAGUCAUACUCAUCGCCAACGACAAUUUGUGUGGAAAUUAAUCCUCAAACCCCCUACGAACGAUCGUACAUGAUGUGCAAGGAGAAAAGAAAUUACUACAAUGCUGAACCCCAUCGACCACACUACUACCCCUACGUGGGGGCACCGAAUCAUCCCUUUAUGAGGAAUUUUCGUACGAAGACGGUAGUGCCGCAGAAAAGCACAUCGGGAUACAUUUCACCGCACAACAUGAAGGGUGAUCAUCGUGAUGAUAGACACCACCACCAAACACACCAAACACCAGCUCAUGGACUUCCAGUUCAACCAUUGCACCUGCAGGAUGAAGUGCAUCAUAAUUUCGGUAAAACCAGCAACAAACCCAAGUCGAGGACAUUUGAUUUUGACGCUGAAGCCCAGGAUGACUUCCAAGUGGGAUCCAUGCACUAUGGUGGUCAUGGAGGACACGGCUACGAUCAUGGGCACCACCACGAUCACUACGAGAGCGGAAAUCACGGAGAUAACAUUUACGCUCACCACUACUACGUGCCGAAUAAACACUCUCAUGGAGGAUAUCAUGGAGGAGCAGAGAAGCAUGGGGAUGAUUAUCACCAAUCUGGCCACUAUCAUUCCCAUUCAUCCCACAAUCAUGAUCAAGAUUAUGGUCAUGAUGGUCAUGGUUAUGAUCAUUCAUAUGGGCAUUCUCAUGGACAUUCUGAUGGUCAUUCCUAUGAUCACCAUCAACAAGAACAUCAGAAUGGCAAAUAUUAUAACUUUAGACCAGCAAGACCUCUAUCGUAUCUUCAUAUUCGCCCACAACUUGGCCCAAUUGUACCACACAAGACACCUGAUCGUCAAGCUCAUGAAGAAACUGGUCCAGCACAUUUCCAUGAAUCAUCUGGCCCUGCCAAACCUAUUCCAGAGCAAUUCUUCCAACCAUCUGGACCAGCUCAACAUAUUCCAGCACAAUUCCAACCGGAGUCUGGACCAGCUCACCACACCCCAGCUCAUGCACAUCAUACUGGUCCAGCACAUCAUGUUCCAGCUCCAGUUCAUCAUGCACCUGCUCCAGUUUACCAUGCUCCUGCUCCUGCUUAUCAUGCGCCAGCUCCUACCUAUCAUGCACCAGCUCCUGCUUAUCAUGCACCAGCUCCUGCUUAUCAUGCACCAGCUCCUGCUUAUCAUGCUCCAGCUCCUGUGUAUCAUGCACCUGAAUCCCAUCAUCAAGCUCCAGCUCCAGUCUACUAUGAACCUUACUCGGUUCCAGUUCCAGCUCAUUACGGCUGCAGUCCACCUCCUGUUCACCCCUGUGGAUCACCAGCACCAUCAUAUGGACCACCACCAGUACCUUGUGGGCAAAAUUAUCUUCUCAGCUGCUCCCCUAGUGUGUCUCCUGUUGGUUGCAGCUACCAAAAGAAAUACACCGACAGCCUCACAGCGCCUAAUCCCAACGACAACGAAAACAAGGACAGCGAUAAGGAUAAGCCUCCGUCUUCUGCAAUAGUCGUACAGCCAACACAUUUGAGUGGAGAUGGACAAGUCAGCACAACCCCAGCAUCAGUACCAGUUGUUGGUGCACCAAUAGACGAGAAACCACCAUCAGACAAAGAUCAACAACCAAAAGUUCCAGGUAAUAAGAAACAGGAAACUAUGGCUAAGCUCAUUGAUAUGAUGAAUAAUUCUGGUGGACAAGGAAGUAAGUCUGUACAAAAUGCUAGGUCAGCAGAUACAACACGACAACAAGUGCGAGCACAAUCUACCGAGGCAAAAGCAUGAUGAAGAGGCUGUGUAAGAAGAACACCUGAAUAAAUUAUAAAAGAGGUUAAAAA